AUGACCGCCAUCUCCGCCUCCCGUUUCUCCUCUGUCCCCAUCCUCCGCACCCGCAGUAGCAUGUACAAGCUGUCUUCGCACGAAGAGAGUCGCUCGUUCGUCGCAUUGACUUGCAGGACAUGUCGUGCCGUUGUCGCCUCCGAGAGGCACCUCCUCUGCAAGGGAUUCCGAGGCUACUCUGGAAAAGCAGCCCUGUUUACCGACGCCACGAACAUCACCCUCAGCAAGCCGAGCCUGCUCCUCAUGGACACCGGCGCACACACCGUCCAAGAGUUCAAAUGCACCGCGUGCGCAUCCUACCUCGGCUGGAAGAUCGUGCGCGCACACGAGCGCACAGAGACCUGGAAGGAGGGCAAGUUCCUCCUCGAGCUGGCCCUACUAGAGGAGGCAUCAGAGCCGACAGGGACACAGCGCUGGAAGGACGCGAGGGAGUCUCUGGUGCGCGCGAGCAUGCUCCAUCGACGGACGGCGACGGACCCGCGACCGCUGCCCGCUCAGCGUCCUGCCGGACCGCGCGAUCAUUCGCCAGCACUGCCCCUCCGAGAUCGGACUGCAUCCAUGCAAGCGUAG
Molecule: messenger RNA, 570 nt
Organism: Laetiporus sulphureus 93-53
Lineage: Eukaryota; Fungi; Basidiomycota; Agaricomycetes; Polyporales; Laetiporaceae
Product: yippee-domain-containing protein
Exons: 3
Coding region: 1-570 (189 amino acids)
Source: RefSeq, a predicted model, not a curated record